Molecule: messenger RNA, 1707 nt
Organism: Carassius carassius (crucian carp)
Lineage: Eukaryota; Metazoa; Chordata; Actinopteri; Cypriniformes; Cyprinidae
Product: eIF5-mimic protein 2-B
Exons: 12
Coding region: 136-1398 (420 amino acids)
Cellular component (GO): membrane; cytoplasm
Molecular function (GO): protein binding
Source: RefSeq, a predicted model, not a curated record
ACUGAACUCCCCUCGUAAUUGUAGUAGUCCAGUCUUUAUGAACGUCGUGCUGAGUUUGAGUGAGGUAAAGUGUGCUUGCAGUUAUUCGUUAACGGUUAGGAAACAAUUGUCUCUAUUCAUAAAUUUCGGUGUCUUAUGAGUAAUCAGAAGCAGCAGAAGCCAACGCUAACAGGCCAGCGUUUUAAGACACGGAAGAGAGAUGAAAAGGAGAGAUUUGACCCUACACAGUUUCAGGAGAGCAUUGUACAAGGAUUAAAUCAAACUGGCACUGAUUUGGAGGCUGUUGCCAAGUUCUUAGAUUCAUCUGGGGCCAAGCUCGAUUAUCGUCGCUAUGCAGAAACCCUGUUUGAUAUCCUGGUGGCUGGUGGAAUGCUGGCUCCGGGAGGUGCCUUAUCCGAUGACAUGACUCGGACUCCCUUCUGUCUCUUCACAGCACCAGAAGAUGUUAAGACCAUGAAAGCAUAUGCUCAGGUUUUUAACAAGUUAAUCCGGCGUUACAAGUACCUGGAGAAAGGGUUUGAAGAGGAGAUUAAAAAGUUGCUCCUGUUUUUAAAAGGAUUCAGUGAGUCGGAGCGUAACAAGCUUGCCAUGCUCACAGGCAUUUUACUGGCUAAUGGGAACCUGUCAUCUUUAAUCCUUGGCAGCCUCUUCAAUGACAACUUGGUCAAAGAAGGUGUGUCUCCAGCCUUUGCUGUGGUCCUGUUUAAAUCGUGGAUCAAUGAGAAGGACAUUAACUCUGUGGCUGCCAGUCUGCGUAAAGUUGGCAUGGACAACAGGUUGACUGAGCUGUUUCCAGUGAACAAGCGAAGCUAUGACCACUUCGCUAAAUACUUCACUGAUGCUGGGCUUCAGGAGCUUUCUGAUUUUGCACGCAACCAGCAGUCAUUAGGAACUCGUAAGGAGCUUCAGAAAGAGCUCCAAGAUCAGAUGUCUCAAGGAAUUUCUUUUAAAGAGAUAAUUGCAUAUUGCAAGGAAGAAAUAAAGAAGAGCAGCAUCUCUGAGCAGAGGAUGAUUGGUAUCAUGUGGACCAGUGUCAUGAGCUUAGUGGAAUGGAAUAAGAAAGAGGAACUGGUCACUGAACAGUCCAUUAAACACCUAAAGCAACACAGCCCCCUGCUGAAGGCCUUCACCACACAGGGCCUGUCUGAGCUGACUCUGCUGCUGAGAGUUCAAGAGUACUGUUAUGACAACAUCCACUUCAUGAAAUCUUUCCAGAAAAUUGUUUUGCUGCUCUAUAAAGUGGAUGUUGUGAGUGAAGAAGCUAUUCUUAAGUGGUAUACUGAAGCUCACCUAGCCAAAGGAAAGAGUGUCUUCCUGGAGCAGAUGAAGAAAUUUGUGGAGUGGCUGAAAAAUGCUGAAGAGGAAUCUGAGUCUGAGGAGGAAACCGAUGAAGACUGAACCAAGGUUGCCUCAUUUUGGAAUGAGAAACAAUAGUUCUGACUGUAGAGGAUUCUCUUGCAUUUCAGUUGACUGGUCUAGAUCACUUAAGAGUGUACUUAACAAUACAGUUUUAAAGUCUUUAGCAAGAAAUGUUACCUUUUGAGGGUUGCACUUGUAGUCCUUGCCAAGGAAGAAUGAUUGUUCUCACUUCUGAACUCCUUAUCAAAGACUUUUUUUUUUUAGAUGUUAGUCAGGUUGUUCUGCAUAUUAAUGUACAGUACCAACAUUGACUUCUUUUCUUUUAUAAAAAUAAAGAAAAUCAUUCAA